Molecule: messenger RNA, 414 nt
Organism: Histoplasma mississippiense
Lineage: Eukaryota; Fungi; Ascomycota; Eurotiomycetes; Onygenales; Ajellomycetaceae
Exons: 3
Coding region: 1-414 (137 amino acids)
Source: RefSeq, a predicted model, not a curated record
AUGAACCCUCAUCAGCAAAACAAAAUUGACAUCAACUCGCUGAGCCCGGACGAGCAACGACUAUUCCGGCUCUAUGGCAAAAUGCCUACCAAGAAAGAUCUGCUGCAGAACAAGCUGAAAAACAGCAACAUCCCCAGCCCCUUCGGCAACGGCCAACACUCCAGCCUCCAGCCUCAUGGAGUCUCAAAUAAUAGUUUUCACACCAGCGUCAGCCGAAGUCCCAUCAAAGAGAGCAGCUUCCUGAACCGCGAAACUAGCUUCGACGACGAACCGGAGCAGCAGAAAACGGGGGCGACGCCCCCAUCGCCGGAUACGAAGAAGGGCACAACUAUUUCUACAACUGCUAAAGGACAAGAGGGGAGUGCGGGUACUAGUCCGCCAUGGAAUAAAGAGGGACUUCCGAUACGACGAUGA